AUGAUGCAGUGGUGGUUGGUGAAGGCGUUUUGAGCUCUCGAAUUACGCACGCGAAGUUGGGAGCAGAGGCGCGCGGUGGAGAUCUAUACAUUUUUUCUGGUGACUUACCAAAAACAUUAAACGAAUUGUUAUUACGCAAGCUUGCAGAUUGGUGUUUGCUCGUGAAAUUAGGUGGCAAUACAUUCCUAUAUACUGCUCCGAGGAUAGGGCGCGCCACGGGAACGCGCUUUGGGUUUUCUUUAAAAUAUCAGGCAUAAGCCUAACAUUAUGAGGUGCAGCCAUGGCAGGCAAGGGUAAGACAGCGGCGAGGACGCUGGAGGAUUUAACGCUCGAUUCCGGUUAUGGUGGAGCAGCGGAUUCCUUCAGGUCGUCCAGCGUGUCGCUCUGUUGCUCGGACACGCAUCUUUCGUACGCGCAUGGGGGCAACUGCUGGCAUCUGACUGAAUCCAUGCACAGCAGACACAACAGUUUGGACACGGUCAACACCGUCCUGGCGGAAGACACGGAGAUCCUGGAGUGUUCGGGCCAGUGCGCUAAACUGCCCGAGCUGGAGGAGGACGUGCCGUGGAGUCUUGGAGAGGUGGAAGGCGCGCUGCGCAAAGACGAGGAGCUGUGCGUGGGGAACGCGUCGCGGGAGAUCCUAGCCAAGCUCUCCGCGCUGGUCAGCCGCGCGCUGGUGAGGAUCGCCCGAGAGGCUCAGCGCCUGAGCCUGCGUUACGCCAGAUGCACGAAGCACGAGAUCCAGAGCGCCAUCAAAAUGGUCCUCUCGUGGACCAUCUCCGUGAACUGCAUCACUGCGGCGCUCAGCGCGCUGUCGCUUUACAACAUGAGCACGGGUGAUAAGUUCAGCCGGGGCAAAAAUGCCAGAUGCGGACUCGUCUUCUCCGUUGGGAAGUUCUUCAGGUGGAUGGUGGAUAGCCGGGUGGCCCUGCGCAUUCACGAGCACGCGGCGAUCUACCUGUGCGCCUGUAUGGAGAGCCUGUUCAGAGAGCUGUUCAGCCGUGUGCAGAGGAGCGCGCUGGUGGAGAAGGAGAACGGAGUGCCAAAGUUUUCACUGGAGUCCCUGGAACAGGCCAUAAAUAACGAUUCGGAGCUGUGGGGUCUCUUGCAGCCGUACCAGCACCUCAUUUGUGGCAAGAACGCAAGCGCACACAUGGCACAAGACUCCCUGAGGCGGACAGAGUUUGUUGAUACUGUAACAGGAUCUCCCACUAUCCACACAGAAGGUUCUACCACUGCUGAUUAUGUACACACAGCACACAGCUACACAUCUUACUAG
Molecule: messenger RNA, 1279 nt
Organism: Pimephales promelas (fathead minnow)
Lineage: Eukaryota; Metazoa; Chordata; Actinopteri; Cypriniformes; Leuciscidae
Source: RefSeq, a predicted model, not a curated record